This is a messenger RNA of Bemisia tabaci, 815 nucleotides long. It is a transcript of the gene RpL15, whose product is annotated as ribosomal protein L15. NCBI's taxonomy places the organism in Eukaryota, Metazoa, Arthropoda, Insecta, Hemiptera, Aleyrodidae. Gene Ontology annotation, biological process: cytoplasmic translation. Gene Ontology annotation, cellular component: cytosolic large ribosomal subunit; ribosome. The record is from RefSeq and is a predicted model, not a curated record. Gene Ontology annotation, molecular function: RNA binding; structural constituent of ribosome.
CGCUAUGACGUAUACAAUGGCUGCCUUGCCCGUAAUACCCCUGCUGCUUACAAAUCGUGGCCUUCCCCGUAAAAUCGGUGUGGUGGACAGUGUUUACAUUAUUCGGGAUCCUGCCUCUAAGGUGUUAAGCCCCUUCUUCAACCAUGGGGGCCUACAAAUAUAUUCAAGAACUUUACAGGAAAAAGCAGAGUGAUGUUAUGCGGUACUUACUACGUGUCCGCGUAUGGCAGUACAGGCAACUUUCACGAGUUCACAGAGCACCCAGACCAACUCGACCCGACAAAGCUCGAAAUCUAGGAUACAGAGCCAAGCAAGGAUUUUUAAUAUACCGCACGAAAGUACGACGAGGUAACCGUAGGAAGCCUGUACCAAAGGGGUGCACAUAUGGAAAACCUAAAAAUCAUGGUGUCAAUCAAUUGAAACCUACUCGCAACCUUCAGGCUCUUGCAGAGGAACGUGUUGGACGUGUCUGUGGAGGUUUAAGGGUACUGAACUCAUACUGGGUAGGACAAGAUAAUACCUACAAAUACUACGAAGUCAUUCUGAUCGAUCCUUUCCACAAGGCUAUUCGUCGUGAUCCUAAAGUCAACUGGAUCUGUAACCCAGUUCACAAGCACAGAGAAUUGCGUGGAUUAACAUCAGCUGGACGUAGCUCCCGAGGUCUCGGAAGAGGACCAAAAUUCGCACACACCAUUGGUGGUUCUCGUCGCAAAUGCUGGCGCAGGCAGAACACCCUCCAACUCCGAAGAAAACGUUAAUUUUUUUGUUUUUGUACAUUGCCUCUUUAUAAUAAAAAUGACAAACAACUUUUUAAA